UUUCAGUUAUAAGUUAUAACUUUGUCACUAAUUACUCCGUAUAUUUCCAUAACAAUACACCUCUUAAUUCUUAAACAAAAUAAUUACUUCCUCAGCUAGGAUAAAGAAAUACUCCAGAAUAUACGGAGUAUAUAAUUAACAAAAGUAAUCCAUGUUGGUGAUAUUUACUAGCUGUCCCAACGGUGAACGCGUAUAGAGCGAGUCUAGCGGCCAGGAAGUUUAAAUAUUUGCAGAAAGAUCUUUAUAUCUCCAUAUGAUUCAUGUUUCUCUUCAUUUCACUCUACCACCUCAGCACUCAAUAAAUAAAAAUCACUUUCUCCUUCCUCCGCACUCUCAAAAUUAAAACACUCUUCCCCCAGCUCAUUCCCACACAUUCCUGACCUCGUCGGAGAUCGGCGGCGCGGCGCGGCGUCGUCAGCCUGACUGAACCCUCUCCGGUGGUGAUCUGAUUAAUGUAGGGUGAGUUUUGUACGUGGGUUUUCGUAAAUAAAAUGCAUGCAUGGAGCCUUUGUGCGAGUAUUGUGGAGUGGUGAGGGCGGUCGUGUAUUGUAGAUCGGAUUCCGCCCGCCUCUGCCUCCACUGCGACGGCUGUGUCCACUCCGUCAACGGCCUGGCGCGGCGACACCAGCGAUCUCUGGUCUGCGACCGAUGUAAUUCCGAGCCGGCGACGAUUAGGUGCAUGGACGACGACAUUUGCAUUUGUGCUUCCUGUGACUGGGGCUGCUCCGCCCAGGGCCACCGCUGUAAGGGUUUGUUUCCGUACACCGGCUGCCCUUCUCCGGCGGACUUCACCACCAUGUGGUCUUCCGUUCUUGAAUCUUUGCCUGACGAUCAUCAGCACCCAAAUAUUAAUAACAAUAUUACUAAUGAGAAUUACAUUAAUACUACUAUUACUACUACUAAUAAUAAUAUUAGUGGUAUUGACAAUAAUAAUGUUAUUUCGGCUACCUGCUUGGCGGCCGAAUUGAAUAAUAGUAAUGGUAAUAGUAAUCAGGGAUUUGUGGCUAGUCGACUCAACGAGUUGGCCACAUGUCUGAAGUUCGAUCCAACGCAGCCGUGGGUCGAUCCUUCACAGCCGCAACAUGACACUGCAUCCUUCACAACGUUUGGUAGCAGAGACGAAAUGCCCUUCACCGCAGGUGGUGCCGUCGAACCCAAUAGCCUAAACAAGGUUCUUCUAAUGCAAUUGCUACUUUUGUUUAAGUGCUUUCUCCGUCCCACUCAACAUUGCAAUUUUAGUAUUCACAUGUUUAAGAGAAGUGAAUUUCUUUUUACUCUAUGAUUUUGAGUAUCAAUUUUGUGUCCAAUACUUAUUAUGCGCUUUAGUUAAAAAAAUUGUGUAGUUUGGUAAGGGUAGAGCUAAGGGAGGGACAACCUAGGCUCUAGUCCACCCCAAAUUUAAAAAAUGUCUUUCUUAUUUUUAGGGUAAAGAUUCUGUGUAAACUGGCCCAGUCUAGUGUCCUGGCUCCGCCCUAGUUUGGUAACAUCAAACUUUUAAAUAUUGAUAGUAAUAUAGAUAGUUUAGGGGAAGAGCUAGCUUCAUGGUUAGUGAAGCAUAGUAAACUGAAAUUGACAAAGUUGUAUGGGAUGGUGGUUGUGAUUGAUUGAAUUCUUGCUUUGAUUUUGGGGUUAUUUUUGUUCUUCUAAUUUGGUGGGGUUUUUAUAGAGUUGUGACAAUUCAAGGAGUACUCUAGGGCUUAGUGAAGGUUGUGGUAUUUGCCAAAGCGUAAGGAGGGGCACUGAAGAAGACGUUCCAUUGAGUUUCAAUGGGUAUGAUGAGAUGUUUAGCCAAUGUCAGCCAAGAUUUAAUGGAGACGAUGGAGGACUGGCUGCUUGCCUGCAGGCAAUGGAUAAUACCUUCUCAGGCACUGAAUCUAGCAGCCAUCUUACUUCGUCCUCAGGGAAGCCGCUAGAACGCCGCAUGAGUUUAGAUUCCUUGCAUAAUAUGGGCGGUUCCUCCAUAACCAGUAUGUUACCCAACAUGGGCGUCAUCCCCCGCAUGAAUACCAACUGCGGCAUCCUCAUGAACCCUAAUUGCAUAAAAAACAACAUUGGCUUAGUAGGGUUCCCGCCGCCGACCGGGCAAGUCCUUUCCGGCGGCGGCAUGUCCAUGGCUCUUUCCAACGUCACCGGAGACAGCUGCGUGGCGGAUUAUCAAGACUGCGGCUUGUCGCCGGCGCUUCUUAACGCCGAACCCAAAUGGGAGUCCAACUUUGAAGUCACAUGCAGCCCACAGGCACGUGACAAGGCCAAGAUGAGAUACAACGAGAAGAAGAAAACAAGAACGUUUGGGAAGCAAAUAAGAUAUGCAUCACGGAAAGCCAGAGCUGAUACAAGAAAGCGUGUAAAGGGUAGAUUUGUUAAAGCUGGCCAAGAGUUUGAUUUUGACCCCCAAAAACAAUAGCUAAAGGAUAUUUAUUCUGAUCGAUCUGUUCGUUAUUGAUUUAUUUAAGGCCUUACAUGGGCAUUAUUGCUUUCAAUCAAGGGUGUAAAUAUGGUUUUGUUGGAGGACCUGGCUUCACCAUUUGUUCGACUAUGUUGGCUUCUCAUGGGUAAAUUAAAUACCCAUAUGCUUGAUCACAGCUACACCGAAUUGUUAUUCAAUUCAUGCCAAUAAGCAGUGCCAUUGAGUUUCAUGCAUGAUGAUGAAGGCCGCUACAUGAAUUCUCCACAUAUACAUAUAUGCCCAUUCAGUCCUACUAUCAAAUAUAACUGCUCAUCUUUAUUCAACUACUCGUAUAUGUUACAUUUUGAAGGGGGAGACACUUCAUGAAGAAAUAUAUACCUUAUACAUACAGAAAAUAUCGAUAUUCAAUAAUAUAGAUCGGUUUCUUACUAUUUUAAUUCAUUCCGGGUAUAAUUGGGAUAUUAUACAUUUAUGUUUUCCUGUGAUGAAUACAAAUAAUUCAACCCAUAUACAUAGGAGGUAUUUCCUUCUAUGUAUCAAUGGAAUUGUGGAUUGAGGUAUUCUUUUUUAUUUUCUACGGAGUAGUAUUUAUGGAAUGAUGAUGGGGGAGAAUGUGGUCUGAAUGUAAUUUAUCGUUAAUAAAUUGCUUAACCGUCUCUUUGAAUCCUUUCUCGUAUAUGAUAAUCAAUAACUA
Molecule: messenger RNA, 3101 nt
Organism: Cuscuta epithymum
Lineage: Eukaryota; Viridiplantae; Streptophyta; Magnoliopsida; Solanales; Convolvulaceae
Source: the annotation of a GenBank genome assembly